Molecule: messenger RNA, 2058 nt
Organism: Portunus trituberculatus (swimming crab)
Lineage: Eukaryota; Metazoa; Arthropoda; Malacostraca; Decapoda; Portunidae
Gene: bcn92
Product: LYR motif-containing protein 4-like
Exons: 3
Coding region: 74-331 (85 amino acids)
Biological process (GO): iron-sulfur cluster assembly
Cellular component (GO): mitochondrion; L-cysteine desulfurase complex
Source: RefSeq, a predicted model, not a curated record
AAAAAGAGAAAGGAAAAAGAGGAGAAGUAACAAGAUCAAGAUCACACAACUAUUACCAAACAAAACCACAGACAUGGCGGCAGGAGGGCGGCAGGAGGCACUGGCACUCUACAAGGCACUGCUGAGAGAGAGCGGGAAGUUCACCUCGUAUAAUUACAGAGAGUACGCCCUGCGGAGAGUUCGUGAUGGAUUCAGGAAAGCGAAAUCCCUCACAACAGAAGCUGAUCAGAAACGUGAAUUGGAGAUGGCCAAGGAAUCUCUACAAGUCAUAAAAAGACAAGUUGUGAUAGGAAACCUGUACAGAUCUCCAGCCCUGGUGAUUGAAAAGUAGACUACCGGCCAGGCAGAUGUGUGUAGCUGUGUGUGUUGAGGGAGUGAGUCAGUGUGGCAGGGAGUGUUGUGAUGUGUGAAUGUGUGUCAGGGCUGGGUGAGAUCCAUUGCAGCUCUUAUGGCACUGAUGAUAUUACAAUCCCCAUCUUCACUGUGACUUCCUCAACACUCUGUAUAUUGCAAUGAUAUAAAUUAAAUGACUGCUCACAGAAUUUGAGUUGGUAAUAAGUUCAAGACUUGAUUUAUUUAGUUUUAUGUGUUUUCCAGUGGUGUCACUGCCAGUAACCUUGUUAUCAUGGUCUGAUGUAAACACUGGGUUGUCUACCUAAUUGUCUUCUGUUAUGUAUAAAGUAUAGUCAUUUUGAUAAUGUAAUGAUCAUUAUCUCAUGAUUUGUCAGUAUAUAAUUGAUUCUCUUAGUCCAAUACAUAAUUUGAAUAGUUUUCUUAUUUUAGCAUAAACGUCCUGCUUGUAUAUGGACAGCUUGGUUGUUAUGAAUUAGAUCUUUACGUUGUAAUUGGAAUAAAAUCACUAGUGUUUUUUGUUGAGAUUUUCUUAAAGAUAUUUAAAGAAAUUAUUUGACAGAUUCAGAAAAAAUAUAUAAAGAUGUUAAGGUAAUGAUGUUACUCAUAGUAUGUUCUUCAUGUGUAAAUACUGAACUUGUAUACAUAAAUCCUCAUGAAAUGGUGCAUAAAUAUCUAUGGUUGAUUUUCACAGACAUUGUUCUGUCAGCCCAGGAUGAUCCAGAGAUUGUCUGCCAUAUUUUCUGAUGCAGACAAAAAAGGAAUAUAGUGAUCUUAUUUCAAUUUACUCAUUUCUUCUCAGUUCAAAAGAAAUAAGGAGUGUAAAGAACCUAGCAUAUAUGUCACCUAUCUUCCCUACAAUUAUCUUGGGACUUGCUGAGUGAUGCAUCCAAGGUCAGGUGUGUUUGAGGGCCGUGCACCACCAAACACUGGCCAAGCAAACGGCUAAGCAAAGAAACCUCAAGCACAUCAGAACACCUCAAAAACUAAAAUGAUUGGAACUUAAUUGGAACUCUUUCUACUGAUUCAUCUUUUUGUGGAACUGGUAAUUUUAUUUAUUUAUUUAUUUACAUGUGGAAAAAAAAAAAAAGCUAUUCAUCUGCUUUUAAGGAUAUUUCUCAUGAGUCCACCUUUAUAUAAGAUAUCCUCAUGAGUGCAAGUGUAUGUAGAGUUUGUGUUCAUGAUAACAGUGACUAACUAUUAUUAGCAUUGUUCCAGUUCACAUCUGUAAAUGCUUAUGAUCUGCUUUGAUGCUAGAAGUACAUAGAAGGAAACCAGUACCCCUUGAUGUCCCUUCUGUACAGCCUUUGAAGCACCAAGAUAAGACAAAAGUAAUCAACAUGAAUGUAAUAGUGAAGUAGAAGACACUGCAUUGGGUGUCUUAUCUCUCAGGGUGUGAGUGGCAUAGGUAGCAACAACCUCACUCAUAGAUGUAGUCAAUCUCAUCAAUAACUAUGCACUUUUUGUAACGUCUUUAAUUACCACAUAACAUUACUGUGGAUGCUGUGACCACAGUUGAUUCUUAUUUUGAAAGCUAUUGGCUGACUCACAAAGCUCGUAUGUCAUUGUGGCUGCUAAUGCCAGUGUUUCAUUGCUUCUUAUUUAUUUAAAACAUCCCCUCCCCACAAAGCAAUGUCAUGUCACACCAACCAUUUUAUUUAAAUGUAAAUAGUGCACAUUUAUACAUGAAUAAAAGCAUUUUAUACA